Messenger RNA from Conger conger (European conger), 1776 nucleotides. It is a transcript of the gene neurod6a, whose product is annotated as neuronal differentiation 6a. Gene Ontology annotation, molecular function: protein dimerization activity. The transcript is spliced from 2 exons. Lineage: Eukaryota; Metazoa; Chordata; Actinopteri; Anguilliformes; Congridae. The record is from RefSeq and is a predicted model, not a curated record. The coding region runs from base 279 to 1301 and encodes 340 amino acids.
AGAGGGUCGCUGUGGAAUGGAUGUCCCCCGAGACGCGCUACCACGUGACUGAGCCUAGCCACGUGACUGUGCAGCAGAUGGCAUGGGUACCAGCUCUGGCAGUUGGCAUCAGUGUCAUUUCUCUGAGAGAUAGAAAGAGAGAAUAAAAAAACGACAGAGAAAAGGGAGAAGAUGAGAGGAGCACGCUGACAUUCCCCGCGGCGAAGGAGAGUGCGCUGGCGCUGAAAUUAAAAGGACGUGGAAAAUGAAAAUUGAAUGCUGACACACAAUCCAAGACAAUGCUGACCUUGCCCCUCGAAGACGACGCGAUGAUGCCGGAGACGCGAUUCGGUGCAGAUUUCGCACAAGACUGCGUCGACGAGGCGAAGGUCCGAAAGCGUGAUCCUUUCCGUGGGAUUGAAACGGUGCCUGGCGCGGAGAACAAUAAAAACGACCCAGGGGAAGAGUCGGAGAGGGACGGAGACGGGGCCGGGGACGAGCUGGAGGACGGACAGGACGAGAGCGGAUAUCCCAGGAGGCGAGGACCGCGGAGGAAGAAGAUGACGAAGGCGCGGUUCGACAGGGUGAAGCUGCGGCGCAUGGAGGCCAACGCCCGGGAGCGGAGCCGGAUGCACGGCCUCAACAGCGCGCUGGACACCCUGCGCAAGGUGGUGCCCUGCUACUCCAAAACGCAGAAGUUAUCCAAAAUCGAGACCCUGCGACUGGCGAAGAACUACAUAUGGGCUCUGUCUGAAAUCCUCAGCACCGGCAAGAGGCCCGACCUGUUGACCUUCGUGCAGACGCUGUGCAAAGGACUUUCGCAGCCCACCACCAAUUUAGUGGCCGGAUGUCUGCAGCUGAACUCCAGAAAUUUCAGCACAGAUCCCAACGGGGAGGCGGCGUUCUCUGGCAGGGCUCCAUACGACGCGUUGUGCCCGCCUUACCACAGCCCCGAGAUGGGAACGCCCGCCGGGCACGGCGCCGUCCCAGCCGACAUCGCCAGGCCGUUCAAAGCGCUGAGCUGCUGUGGCGUUUAUGAGUCCUUCUACGAGAGCGCGUCCCCGGAGUGCGCCAGCCCGCAAUUCGAGGGUCCCCCCAGUCCUCCAAUUAACUUUAAUGGGAUAUUUUCCCUCAAACACGAGGAACCGUCCGAGUAUGGUAAGGCGUGUCACUACGGAAUGCGCUACUGCGCCGUGCCAGCGCGCGGGUCCCACACCUCGAUGUUCAGGGGCUCCUCCGAGUUCCAUUUCCCGUAUGACGUUCAUCCGCGCGGCCAGUCAUACGCAGUGCACGACGAAUUCAAUACCGCUUUCCACAAUUAAUUAGCGCAAUUAACCAAUUUCCCCUCAAUCAAGUAAUUGCUGAAAACAGACGAGACACAGUCUAUUAUUUGAAUCUUGGUUUUAUCGUAUCACAUCUUGUCUAUAUAUCGUUAUGUAGUAAAAUUUCAUAAUUCAAAUGUUUUAAUGGAAAAACGCGAAAUAAAUUCAGUGGCUUCAGCUACAGUGCAAUGUGCAAAAUAUUAUCUUAUUCAAGCCUUUGGUGCCAGCGCUUGAGUUAAUUUGGUAAUUCAGAGUAUGUGAUGCGCUCGGUUGCAGCAAUGUGUUGGCUGUAACUUGCUUUUCAUCCGUUUACAACAAUGAAUUGGAAAAUAAUAAAUAAUUCGGUGUUCAUUUCAGGAUUUAUAGGCUAUGAGUAAUUCCAAGCCGGAAAGCAAUGGCAAAGCUCUCUCUCUCUCUCUCUCUCUCUCUCUCUCUCUCUCUCUCUCUCUCUCUCUCUCUCUCUCACUCUCUCUCU